CUUACUUCCGAUGAAAAUGAAACAAUCAAUUUGUACUUCAGGAGUAUUUUUAACGGGAUUGUAUUUAAUGCUGUUCAAUAUGGUGAAUUCAGAUCAAAAUGUUGCUAUUAUAAAUAAUCCAGUGGGUACUUUUCAACAGUUGAAUGCUUGGCCUGAUUUCCAAAUCGCUGCAUUUACAGAUUUGAAUGCUGAUCGUCGAAUGGAUAUCAUAUUUACUAAUGGUGAUGGCACGAAAUUGUUUGCUGUGAUUCAGCCAGGUACCAAAGGAUUUCAGUUCGCUUCGUCAACUCCGACCAGUAUUAAUUUCGCUCCGCCUAUUGAAAUAAUGGGCCAUGUAUUAUCUAAACCUAUCCGUAGUGUUGCCACUGCUGAUUUUAAUGGAGAUUCUCGGACUGAUCUGCUAUUGGUGACUUCUGAUUCUGAUACUGGGCCUUUUGAGGUCUAUAUAGCUUAUGGCUUAAAAAGUGAAAAUCGUGGGAAAUUCGAUAAACCUCAGCUUGUGGACACGUUUUCUUCUCAGCCAUUGGUUUGCGAUUUGAAUUCUGAUAUGAUCGCUGAUUUAUACGGUGAAACACCGAAACGUGAAAGGGUGGCAUAUUUGGGCGGGCAAAUGAUUACAAGAGUGUCUGCUUCAUAUUAUGGUCCAUCUUGGUCACAACUUGGUUAUUCAGCUUUCGGUGACGUCAAUGGAGAUGGUAUUCCUGUUCAUCAUUCAACUUAUAUUUACCAGGUCACUGUCCUCAAUGGACUUUGCUCAUCUCCUGACGUAUGUUCAGAUGGUAGAUUACCAUAUGGUCUUCCUGUAACUGGCAUAAGUUCUGAGCUUGAUACGGAGGCUGCUACUGGAGGCCGCCAACUUUCUUCCUCAUUAUUAAGUUCUCAGAGUUGUUGCAGUGCACUUCAGGUGCCCUUUGAAAUACUUGGUUUAGGUCCAUUUGCAAAUUAUGUGGAGAAAUUGACUAUAUCUAUACCUCCAUCAAAGACGGCUAUACGGUCACGUUUACUGUCAUUUAUAGUACCCAAAGCCCAGAUCGUGAUCAAUCCAUUCCCUUUGGAUAAUCCUUCUGCGUGGACUAUGAAACUGUUUCUUCAACCAUUGUAUAACAUGAAGGUGCUUUACAUUGCCAUCACAUUGUUAUGCGUUUGCAUUCUGCUACUAAUUAUUAUUGGCAUACUUCAGUGGUUUGAAUUUCGUGAAGAUCGUUUGGAAAAACAAAAGGAAUCACAACGUUUCCAUUUCGAUGCUAUGUAGAAGGAAUAUGAUUAGAUAUCGACUGAGAGAGAGGAAGGGAAUACUGCAGCAUAUCUAUUUAUUCACUGUUCAAAUUGGUCUCCUAAUGUUUCUUUCACGUUACUGUGCAUAUAUAUGAGAGUAUUGGACUGCGGUUGAUUAACAAAGAGGCUGUGAAUUUCUUUUUACAUUUUAAUCUGAUUAUCAUUUUUCUAAAAAUGAUUGUUUUCCAUUACAUUGUAAGGUUUAAUUUUAAUAUUUCCCUUUAUUAUUUCUCGUAUACACUGUUUAACGAAAGAAAGGAAAUCCCAUAUAUGUGUAUGUGUGUUACUUUUUGGUUGACUGAAUUUUCUGUUGUUAUCGUUUGUUUACGUGCUAACCCAAGUUCUUGUUUACAGUGCUAACUACUGCUUACAUGUCCUACAUAUAUCAUAAAUUUUUUACCAUUUCCGUCUGUUUGUUUUGUCAUUGAUGGUAGUUAUUACCAAAGAUAUUUUAUUUUUGUAGAUAAGUUUCUCUUCAACUUUUUUUUGCGAAUUAGUACUGUACUUCAGUGGUUUAUGCUCUUGAUUAUUAACUGUGUGUGUUCCAAGUUGAGAUGGGAUCUACUUAGUGAAGCAAGGAAAACAAGGUAGCAUCAUUGGGUUUUGUUUAUCACUUAAUACAGAAAAUGUGAUAUGCGGUGUGAAACUCAACCCGCUACUGCUGUUUAUACAUUAGGCUAUAAACUAAGUUUCCUGUAUGAGAGUUAAUGAUAGAACUCGUUUGCACAGGUCCAAUAUAGUUGAUUAGGGUCUGAAAAACUCGAAAUUCAUUAUUGAAUCUAAUGAGCAAUACAUACUUGUACAGGAUUAGUGAGUUAUAUUUGAGAGAUCUGCAUGUGUCACCGAUAAUAAUACGAUUAUUUAUCUAACUGCUUUUUAUUACUCAAUAACUUUUAUUUAAACUGAGCAAAUAUUCGUUUAUCACCUGUGAUUAGCUGUCAUAAAUCUUGAGUAUCCGGUGUAUGAAUAAUUAAUUCAGUUGACAAUUCGGUUUCAGCAGACAAAGUGAGUGAAACAUGCUAGUGGAUAUCUGCGAAAAGGAAUCCAUAGAAUUAUUAAGCAACUUACUCAGGUCUAUAUUGUGAAACAGAACGACUUAAAUUUAGAUUUAUGAAGGUUGUAAAGAUCAGGG
Molecule: messenger RNA, 2407 nt
Organism: Heterobilharzia americana
Lineage: Eukaryota; Metazoa; Platyhelminthes; Trematoda; Strigeidida; Schistosomatidae
Source: the annotation of a GenBank genome assembly